AUGUCGGAGACAUCUCUCCGACACCCGCGCCUCGUCGCCAGCCAGCUGUGCCUUCUCUCGGGACUGGCUGUCCUACUUCUGGUGCUGCCCCUCGCGGCCACGGCAGACUGCCCGUGCAGGGACCCGGCGCUGUGUCGGCCCAUCAGCCACCACCCAGACUACGAGGUCUUUGUGUUCGAUGUUGGAUACAAAACUUGGAAAUCUUAUGACUGGUCACAGAUUACAACUGUAGCAACCUUUGGAAAAUAUGACUCAGAACUUAUGUGCUAUGCUCACUUCAGAGGAGCCAGAGUAGUCCUAAAAGGAGAUGUGUCUGUAAAGGAUAUCAUUGAUCCUACUUUCAGAGCAUCAUGGAUAGCUGAAAAACUUAAUUUGGCCAAAAACCAACAUAUGGAUGGAAUUAAUAUAGACAUAGAGCAAGAAGUUAAUUGUUCAUCGCCAGAAUAUGAUGCAUUAACUGCUUUAGUCAAAGAAACCACAGACGCGUUCCACCGUGAAAUUGAAGGAUCACAGGUAACCUUUGAUGUAGCUUGGUCUCCGAAGCACAUAGAUAGAAGGUGCUAUAAUUAUUCUGGAAUUGCCGAUGCUUGUGACUUUGUCUUCGUAAUGUCAUAUGAUGAACAAAGCCAGGUCUGGUCAGAAUGCAUUGCAGCAGCCAAUGCGCCCUAUAAUCAGACUUUAACUGGAUAUGAUGACUACAUCAAAAUAGGUAUUAACCCCAAGAAGCUUGUAAUGGGUAUUCCCUGGUAUGGUUACGAUUAUACUUGCCUGAAACUAUCUGAGGAUGAUGUUUGCACCAUUACAAAAGUCCCUUUCCGGGGAGCUCCUUGUAGUGAUGCCGUGGGACGUCAGGUGCCCUAUAAAGUGAUCAUGAAACAAGUAAAUAGUUCUAUUUCUGGAAGCCAGUGGAAUAAAGACCAGCAAGCUCCUUAUUAUAGCUAUAAAGAUUCUUCUGGCCGUUUUCAUCAGGUGUGGUAUGAUAACCCUAAGAGCAUUUCUUUGAAAGCAGCAUAUGUACAAAACCAUGGGUUACGGGGCAUUGGCAUGUGGAAUGCAAACUGUCUAGACUACUCUGGAGACGCUGUAGCGAAACAGCAAACUGAAGAAAUGUGGGAAGUCUUGAAACGAAAACUGUGA
Messenger RNA from Chrysochloris asiatica (Cape golden mole), 1137 nucleotides. It is a transcript of the gene CTBS, whose product is annotated as chitobiase, di-N-acetyl-. The record is from RefSeq and is a predicted model, not a curated record. The transcript has 7 exons. NCBI's taxonomy places the organism in Eukaryota, Metazoa, Chordata, Mammalia, Afrosoricida, Chrysochloridae. Gene Ontology annotation, cellular component: extracellular region. Gene Ontology annotation, molecular function: chitin binding; chitinase activity. The coding region runs from base 1 to 1137 and encodes 378 amino acids. Gene Ontology annotation, biological process: carbohydrate metabolic process; chitin catabolic process.